AAAUGGGGAGAAACACUUACAGUAGCCCCCACGGUCUCAUCUGCGGGGCGAAAGGUGCCCCUGACAUUCUCGCCUGCGGCCUCCAUCAUGCCGGUUUGCCAGUCAUUUUUUAGGAGGUGGGGCUGUCUGCAGACCCACCCGCUAGGGUCUCUAGCUUUCACCUGACUGUCGGAGGUUCACGCAGCGCACGUGCGGUGGAUACCCCCACCCCUUGGUGGGAGGGGCCAUGCUCAGAGCCAAUGAGAGCUUGGGGGGUGGAGGGGUAGGGAAGCUUCCAGAUAGGCAGAGAGGGAGGAGGUUAUAAAGGGGGUACGAGCGAGCCCGCCGGAGAGCCAUGCAGUCCAAGCGGGAGUGUGAGCUAUGGUGUGAGAGGGUGAAUCCAGAAAACAAGGCGGCGCUGGAGGCGUGGGUCAGGGAGACGGGCAUCCGCCUGGUGCAGGUGAACGGGCAGAGGAAGUAUGGCGGGCCACCCCCAGGAUGGGUGGGCAGCCCGCCGCCGGCCGGGUCAGAGGUGUUUAUCGGGCGGCUGCCCCAGGACGUGUACGAGCACCAGCUGAUCCCACUGUUCCAGCGCGUGGGCCGCCUUUACGAGUUCCGCCUGAUGAUGACCUUCAGCGGCCUGAACCGCGGCUUCGCUUACGCCCGCUACAGCUCGCGGCGCGGCGCCCAGGCCGCCAUCGCCACGCUGCACAACCACCCGCUGCGGCCGUCCUGCCCGCUGCUCGUGUGCCGCAGCACCGAGAAGUGCGAGCUGAGUGUGGACGGGCUGCCGCCGGGCCUGAGCCACCGCGCGCUACUGCUCGCGCUGCAGCCGCUGGGGCCCGGCCUGCAGGAGGCGCUGCUGCUGCCCAGCCCCGGGCCGGCGCCCGCUCAGAUCGCACUGCUCAAGUUCAGCUCGCACCGCGCCGCGGCCAUGGCCAAAAAGGCCCUGGUGGAAGGACAGUCUCGCCUCUGUGGAGAACAGGUGGCUGUGGAGUGGCUUAAGCCAGACCUGAAGCAGCGGCUCCGCCAGCAGCUCAUGGGUCCCUCGCUACAGUGCCUGCAGCCGGAGGGCAACAGAUUAGCCCUGGCCAGGGAGGAGGGGCUGGAGUUCCAAGGGGCUCGGGCUGCCCUGCAGCUGCUGUGCCAACGGAUGAAGCUGGGCAACCCAGUGUUCCUCACCAAGUGUUUGGGCACAGGCCCUGCUGGCUGGCACCGCUUCUGGUACCAGGUGGUGAUCCCUGGGCAUCCAGUGCCCUUCAGUGGCCUCAUCUGGGUUGUACUGGCCCCUGAUGGGCAGGAUGGGCAUGAGGUGGCCAAGGAUGCUGUGUCUGCACGGCUACUGGAGGCACUGAGUGAAUCUGGGGCCAGCCUCCUGCGGUUUGCAGGGGCUGAGGCAGGAGGUAUCAUGGUUCACCAGUGACCUUAUCCUCUCCACACGCAGCCUGAAAGAGUAGGUGGAGCCUGUUAGUCCCUGGCCCAGCAGGCCUGGGCAGCCACUCUCUGAUCCCAAGAAGGGGAGGAGCAUGGGCCCUGCCCUAGGCCUGACAGCCUCCCAGCUGGGGCAGCUCAGGUUUGGCUAAGUUGUGGUAAGGGAGCUUCCCUUCCCCUCCCAUCCUGGGGUUUAACCUGACCCCAAGAUUGUUCUCUGUGUG
Hippopotamus amphibius kiboko is the source of this 1634-nucleotide messenger RNA. It is a transcript of the gene DND1, whose product is annotated as DND microRNA-mediated repression inhibitor 1. The record is from RefSeq and is a predicted model, not a curated record. Gene Ontology annotation, molecular function: mRNA binding. Gene Ontology annotation, biological process: negative regulation of miRNA-mediated gene silencing; germ cell development; mRNA stabilization. NCBI's taxonomy places the organism in Eukaryota, Metazoa, Chordata, Mammalia, Artiodactyla, Hippopotamidae. The transcript is spliced from 4 exons. Gene Ontology annotation, cellular component: nucleus; cytoplasm. Bases 335 to 1402 code for a protein of 355 amino acids.